Messenger RNA from Momordica charantia (bitter melon), 1297 nucleotides. Its product is annotated as ethylene-responsive transcription factor CRF3-like. NCBI's taxonomy places the organism in Eukaryota, Viridiplantae, Streptophyta, Magnoliopsida, Cucurbitales, Cucurbitaceae. Gene Ontology annotation, molecular function: DNA-binding transcription factor activity; DNA binding. Gene Ontology annotation, biological process: regulation of DNA-templated transcription. The record is from RefSeq and is a predicted model, not a curated record.
UUUCGCAUCAUGGCUUCUUAUGAUGGUGGAGGAUAAAGGCGGAAAAUGGGCCAGUCCGGCUCCGAUUGCACCAACCCACUUGAAUUUUGAGGGUCCAAGUGUGGUGAAAUUUGGGUACCCAGCAAUGGGUCGAGUUUGUUCCGGCGGGAUUAAGUUCAGAGAAGUCCGAACCAUCACCCACAAGGUGACGGCGGCGAAGUUUCUGGCGACUGAAACGAAGGUUGUUCGGAUUUCGUACACCGACGGCGAUGCGACGGAUACGUCGAGUGGGGAAGACGAAGAGCCACUGCUCAUCCGCCACGUCAAGCGCCACGUCACCGAGAUCAGACUUGUAAGCGAUUGUUCGAGGCGAGCGCCGGCGAAAUCGAGAGUCAAUCCGCCGCGAAAUGCGGAGAGUAGAAAAUUUCGAGGAGUCAGGCAACGGCGGUGGGGGAAAUGGGCGGCGGAGAUCAGAGACCCGUUCCGGCGGACCAGAAUUUGGCUCGGAACCUACAACACGGCGGAGGAAGCCGCCGUCGUUUACGACCGGGCCGCCGUUCGCCUCAGAGGCCCCGACGCGUUAACCAAUUUUCCGGUACCUCCCACUCCCACUACCCCACCGGAAUUUCCCACUCCGCCGCCAAAAACCCCGAAGUCGGAAAUCCAGACGACGACGACGACGGCGACGGAAUCUGGGUCUCCGACUUCGGUUCUUCGAUUCCGAACGGGGGCGGAAUCGAUGUCGGAGCAAAAUUGGAGACCCAUUAACGAGGUGAGCGAAGAAUCAGGGGUGGAGGACGAAUUCAAUUGGUUAUACGAUCGGAAUUCAAACGGAUUGUUGUUGAAUUCGAGAAGUCCGCAACCGAUGUAUUUCGGGGACAUGGAAUCGGCUAUACCGAAAUUAUACGAAGAUUUCGGGGAAAUAUCGAUGGAUUUCGGAUCAUGUAAAUGGGACGUAGAGAAUUACUUCCAAGAUCCAGCCUUUAGUAUCGCACUCAACUGAACCGAAACUCACGCACUCGCGAACCAGCUGUGAUCCUUCGUACGUGCGAAACAGGAAAUGCUAACGUUACGUGCCUGUGACUGUGACUGUGAGGUUUUUGUUUUGCAAUCUUUUAUUUAUUGAUUGAUUUGUUUUUUUUUUAAUUUUGUUGUGUUUAAUUUUCGUGUUGUAAUUGUAUUUUUUGUCUGUGCUUUAUUUUUAUUUUCAUUUUUGGAGUGAGUUCUAUUGUAUGCAAAUUGAAUAGAGUUAGUUGCAACUUUAUGUACUCCUCAACCUUUUUUAUUUUUAUUUUUUAGUUUUGAGAUAUUCAAUAAA